Molecule: messenger RNA, 1741 nt
Organism: Centruroides sculpturatus (bark scorpion)
Lineage: Eukaryota; Metazoa; Arthropoda; Arachnida; Scorpiones; Buthidae
Product: nocturnin-like
Exons: 3
Coding region: 195-1517 (440 amino acids)
Molecular function (GO): 3'-5'-RNA exonuclease activity
Source: RefSeq, a predicted model, not a curated record
AUGCAUAAACGAAUACGGUUUGUCGGUCGACGAAACCCCCGAAACGUCUUGUAACAAAGGAAAAAGACAAUAGAAAUUCGGGCCUUUAUGUAAUUCCUCCAUUGUUAGAAAUCGUAAAAGUAGCGCUAGGUGGCGAACGUGUUUAGAGAUUGGUCAUUACACAAGGCCGUCCUCUAUCAGGCAGUCAUAGUGGAAUGGAACCGGUGUUAAGUUUGAGUUACUCCUAUACUUCCUCCAAUUACGUGACGAAUUGGAAGGGUGAGAAUGUAAUUGGACGUCUCCCAUCCGUCCAACGUAAUAAAAGUCAGACUAUAUUUGGUAGGCUGUUGUUUUCUAACCAUUACACGCAAGACAUGAUGUCGAAUAAGUCACCUAACCACAUAACUGCUCCCAUAACUGACUUGAGAAUGGCACAGGCAGCCGCUAAUAGUGAUAUGCCACCACCAAAAUCUUUGCUUAUGUAUCUAGUCAGAAUGGGUAGCUUCACUUCGUCUCCAAAAUACUUGAACGAGGACACUGCUGACGACGAUUUAGACGAUUCUUUAGAUAGAGAUUAUUUAAUCGAGAGAUGUAGACAAGAACUUAAAAGAUUACCAAAUAAAAUAAUCAGACAUUGGGUUGUUGUCGAUGGACAUCACAAUGAUCCUCCUCAAGACGAUUUGAUUCGAGUUAUGCAAUGGAAUAUGCUCUCACAAGCUCUUGGAGAAAAAACCGACAAUUUCGUGUCUUGCCCAUUAAGUGCCUUGGAUUGGAAGCUGCGGAGAUGGAGGAUACUAGAGGAGAUUUUAACGUACCGUCCCGAUAUAAUAUGCCUGCAGGAGGUGGACCAUUUUAAUUUUUUGAAGAAAACACUGGGUAUUCUAGGUUAUUUAGGUUUCUUCUUCCCUAAGCCCGAUUCCCCUUGUUACUACAUCAAAGGAAACAACGGGCCAGACGGGUGCGCGUUAUUCUACAACGCCGAAAAAUUCAGGCACGUAAAAACGUGUAGCCGAAUUCUAGAAGUAUGGACCUGUCAAUCCAACCAGGUAGCAUUGCUGACGUUACUAAAAAGGAAAAAAGACGGAAGAGAAAUCUGCGUGGUCACAACUCAUCUGAAGGCUCGUCAAGGUACACUGCUGCCCACACUCAGAAACGAACAAGGAAAGGACCUCUUAGAUUUUAUACGUAUGCACUUUAAUAAAAGGUCGGUCGUUAUAUGUGGUGAUUUUAAUGCCGAACCGACCGAACCAGUAUAUAGGACAAUGUUAUCAUCCCAGGAAGUGAAACUAGAUAGUGUCUACCGCCAUUUAAGUAAUCACGGUGUGGAACCACCUUACACAACGUGGAAGAUUCGCGAAGAGGGUGAAGUCUGUCAGACUCUAGAUUAUAUAUUUUACACGCCACAAUUACUACAGGUACAUUCCGUAUUACAGUUACCAACGGGUGACGAUAUAGGUGUCAAUAGGGUGCCAUCUUUCACUUAUCCUUCGGAUCACUUCUCUUUAGUUUGUGACGUUCGAUUUCGAGAAGCCAGUUGAAUAAUUCUUUAAAUUUUAAGCAGAGACAUUUAUUUUCUUAAAUUUCCCACCGCUUUUUUUUUUUUUUUAUAAGAAACGUUCGAGAAUUUCGUGUGUACGUGGUGUCAAUGUUCCUUAUCUUUUACUACUGUUCGAAUGGGAUUUUUAAGUUAGUUUGUGUAAUUUAAGCUUAAAACUGAAGAUUUUUUUGUAUUAAUGUUAAUAAAAUUCACGAUAAAAAAAAA